GAGAAGUCACCUCCAGCGUCACUACUUGUGCCUCCUCAUGAAAUAUAAACCACAUUUUCCUAAAUAAAGAGGAAGUGGUCCGACCGACUGAUAUCAGCGCGCACUACACGUCUGAGACAUGAAUGAGACAUGAACAUCCACAGCAUCGGUUCCUGCCGAGUUGUUUUAAUGGAGAAAUGUCACCGCUGAUCGAGUCGUAGCGGAUUUCUAAAGUCGUCUUCCGGGUCCUGUUUACGGACCCAGCUGUGCUGAAGAGGAAUGUUCAACAUCUGCCCGGAGAGCCGCAGGUACUGAAAUAUGUAUGUCGUUAAGUAACCAGACUGAACAAGCCGUCCGGGGCGUUUUAGUUUAAAUGCAUGCGACACGAGCAGCUGGGCACAGUCUGUCAACAGCCUGCUACCCGCUAACAUCUUCAUCUCUGCUUAAUGAGACCAUUCUUCUCCUCGACAGGUGUUCAACACAGAAUUAUCCAACAAUCCUGCCCUGCUGAUGGCAAAGAUGAGCUGGGCUGCAGGUACACAGUGUGUGGCCAAGGGGGACCACAGGAAACCAAAACCUGGAGAACUGGCUUACCACAAAGGAGACAUCCUCACUAUUGUUGAUGCCAGCACGACUUGUGCUCUUUUCCAGAAGAAGGGAUAUUACAAGGUCAGACUCAACACCACAGGAGAGGAAGGACUCAUAAACUCCACCAAUGUGCGCAAAAGAGAGGCUCUGCGCGUUGACCCCAGCCUCAGCCUCAUGCCUUGGUUUCAUGGGAAGAUCUCGGGUCCAGAGGCGGUGUGUAAGCUGCAGCCGGCCGAGGACGGCCUGUUCCUGGUUCGAGAGUCCAUCCGCCAUCCCGGCGACUACGUCCUGUGUGUCAGUGUCUCUGGAGGUGUUAUCCACUACCGGGUGAUUUAUCAGGACAAGCAGCUGACCAUUGAUAACACACAGUAUUUCUACAACCUCAUUGACAUGAUAGAGUUCUACUCAAAGAACAAAGGCUCCAUCGCUACAACUCUUCUGAAGCCAAAACAAAAACAAGGGACCAAGUCAGCUGAGUUGGAGCUGUCUAAAACUGGAUGGUUGCUGGACAUUACGAAGCUCAAACUGGGAGAGAACAUAGGAGAAGGGGAGUUUGGUGCUGUUUAUGAAGGAGACUAUAUGGGCCAGAGGGUGGCAGUAAAGACUAUUAAAUGUGAUGUCACAGCGCAGGCCUUCCUGCAGGAGACCACAGUCAUGACGAAGCUCCAGCAUAAAAACCUGGUGCGAUUGUUGGGGGUCAUUCUUCACAAAGGGCUUCAUAUUGUCACGGAGCUCAUGACUAAGGGAAACCUUGUCAACUUUCUCAGGACAAGAGGACGCUCGGUUGUGAACUCAGUUCAGCUGCUCCGCUUUGCUCUUGAUGUGUGUGAGGGGAUGGAGUACCUGGAGGCCAAGAAGUUGGUUCACAGAGAUUUGGCAGCUCGUAACGUGUUGGUCUCUGACGACAGCCUGGCUAAGGUCAGCGACUUCGGUCUGACCAAGGUGGACUCGAAGGUGUCAGAUAACGCCAAACUGCCAGUCAAAUGGACCGCCCCCGAAGCUCUGAAGAAAGAGAAAUUCUCCACAAAAUCAGAUGUUUGGAGCUACGGUGUUCUCCUGUGGGAGAUCUUCUCUUACGGUCGUCAACCUUAUCCUAAGAUGUCUCUGAAGGAGGUGAAGGAGAGGGUGGAGGGGGGCUAUCGCAUGGAGGCUCCAGAGGACUGCCCCCCCGUUGUCUACUCGCUGAUGAGGAUUUGCUGGGAGCAGGAGCCACGACGAAGACCUGCCUUUCACAAACUGAGGGAGAAACUUGAGCGAGAGAUGGGCCCGGGCCCUGGGUCUGAGUGUCGGGAUGGGAUGAGGUCUGGUUCUGGAUGCUGAUCUUGGUUGUGAAUCUUUGAGCUCACUAUGGUGGGAAUAGACUGGCGGCUGAUGCACAGAUAAUACACACAUUGUAACCCACUUCUGAUGGUGUGCAUCACACAAGAUGGCCCGGUGGAGUUCCUACUGGAUUUCCUUUCAUCUAACGGAUGGGACAAGACGAUCAUUAUGUAACUCUGGUCAUCAUGUAAUGCUGGUGAGAAAGGACUUAACGGUUGGAGCCAUGAAUAUACUAAAUCCUAAUGACUUUGGUGAUCUCCUGACUUUUCCUUUAGCAUCAUCAACAGGUGGGUCAAGUCCAAUACAGUCUUCGACACACCCUUCAGAUGAAAAGGAGCAUUUCUGACAUUUCCCAAAAUACCUUUUUUUCCUUCCUUUUAGUAAUACAAAAUGGUUAAUAAUAAGUUUUAAACUAGAGAACAUUUUGCACUGGGAUCACGCCAGCCGGGACACCAACUUGGACCAGUAGAGUAAAAUGUGUGGGGGGGGGGAAUUGUUCUUCCCUACUUCUUACGCCUCUACUGCCAGCACUCUUACUCAAAUCCCACCCAUCUUCAAACUCGGUCUUCAUUUUGAUCUCAGCUUAACACCUGUAAAGUGUUGUGACUGCAUGUUGUACGGUUGUGACGUUAUCGUAAUGACAACAUCUUUCCUAGCACACCUGGGAAAGUACUCAAAACCACUUCUCUGGUAUUUCCAGCUACUGUAGGUGUAUGCAGGACAACAUUCUGCCAUAAUGACACACACACAGACUCACAAAGUGAAAACCGAUACAUCCACAGCUGAUACCACUACGGCAACGUGAUGUUAACCGCCCAGCUGCAACAAUAACCCCAUGCACAAACCGGUUAAAUACGUCCAAACAAGCAGCCACCCAUUCACCGGUCCAAGAGAGUUUGCAGCCACAAUGUUGCAUGCGUUGUUGUGGAGAGAAGCAGCCUUAAGGUGAACCAGCUAUUCUCCUUUAAGUGACAAGCUGCUCCUCUUUUAACUUUUAACUGAAACUGCAGAGAACUAGUAUCUGUUUGUAUCAGGAAAACACAAUGUUGAAUGUCAGCAACAUCAUUAUGUUCCAUAUCUUAUUUGCCACAGUCAGAAAGGGAAGAAGAGCUGGUGAUAAUAAAACAUGAUUUCAAAGUUAUUGUUAAAACUGGUAAAAGGGUAUUGUUAAGUACUCAUAUCAAUACUCUAUAUUGUCAAUUACUCAAAUGUAAUUACUUGUACUUGGUCUGAAAAAAGUGGUAUCAGUGUAUCCCUUGUGAAAACAAUACCAGCCACACACUGUCGCAGCACCAAAUUAGACCAGGGGCGUAAAGUGGGGGGGGGGCAAUGGCCCCUUACCCAUUACCUAACCCCUUACUUCCGGCGCCUUUGCUCAGAUCACCCCCAUCUUUGAACUCGGCCCUCAGUUUAAUCUCAAAUACAUACCUGUAAACCUUUGUGACUGGACCUUGCACAGUCAACAAAAUGUGUCCACGGACAGGAAGACAUAUAAACACCUGGCAAAGAACUUUAAACAGCUUCUUUGGUAGUUCCCAUUACAGAAGGUGUCUCCAGGACCACAUUGUUCCAUGCUGACAAAAAAAAACAACUCACAAUACCAGCACCAGCCACACACUGUUGCGGCUGGUAAUCAACCCACAGGACAAUGCACAGCCACUGUCUGAAGUCUGUUGACACGGUUUGUACACCAGAUCCCAUGAAAUGACAAAAACCAACAAUGCAUUACUCUAGCUAACAAGUAUUGUCUCAGUAGUCAAAGACAAUGGUGAGCGGCAGGACAGCGCCAAAACGUGUUGGAAAUAUUGUACAUUGAGUGUGAAUCUCAAUGUACAAUGUGUUGUGUUUGAAUGUCAGUUUAGUCAGUCAGGUAAGAUUUACUGAGAUUUCAUGUCUGUUUUUUGCCAUAUAAAUAUUGUACCUGUAUGAUCAAAGAUCAACUUUACGCAGAGUAAACACAGGUUAUUUAUAUUUAAUGUCAGGGAGACACGUCUGAAGAAGCUUGUGUCCCGGCAUUCAUGUUCAACAUUAUGCCGUGGAUUCAGGGCUUGAUAUGUAAAAUAUUUAAUAUUUAAUGUUAUUGUUGGUUUAUGGCGAGAGAGGGAUUUACGUACUUUUUAAAAAGCAGUCAGCAUUUUGCUUGUCUGCAGGGAAGAUCAGGUUGUUCAUUUUCAACAGAUACUCUGUAGGCCUUUGGUUAAUUAAGUAGCUUUUUCACCUUUUAGAUGAACUUUGUCAUUUUACUUUUCCAGAUUAGUUUUUGUUAAACCAAAUCUCAUACUAUUUUUUACACUUUGUCCGUCCCACUCCACCAGACAGCAUACUUGGGGCGGGGGCUUUGAUUCAAUUCAUUCAAAUUCAAUUUAUUCCAUAAGACUAAAUCAAUGGGAAAUACGGCAUUUAUUACUACUUUCUCUUCCCUCUUUAUGAGGAUUUAGAGAUUACAAUAGUGACUUUGUGUAUCCACCAUCCUCUUGGGAUCUCUUUGUAUUUUUGUAGGUUCAGAAUGUUUUCUGAAUUACUAAUCUUUGGACGUCACAUUAUUAUUUUACAUAUACCUUGAUAUAUAUGUAUUCUAUUUAUUAAUGUAUAACUCAUUUUAAUAUAUGUGAUUAUCAGCUGGUUUUUAAUCGAAAAUGCAAUUAAAUAUUCAUAUUUCUGAUGAC
Anarrhichthys ocellatus (wolf-eel) is the source of this 4553-nucleotide messenger RNA. RefSeq names its product megakaryocyte-associated tyrosine kinase (gene matk). The record is from RefSeq and is a predicted model, not a curated record. The transcript has 13 exons. Lineage: Eukaryota; Metazoa; Chordata; Actinopteri; Perciformes; Anarhichadidae. Gene Ontology annotation, molecular function: protein tyrosine kinase activity; ATP binding; protein binding. Gene Ontology annotation, biological process: protein phosphorylation. Bases 490 to 1887 code for a protein of 465 amino acids.